Messenger RNA from Polistes canadensis, 1476 nucleotides. Its product is annotated as protein fem-1 homolog CG6966. NCBI's taxonomy places the organism in Eukaryota, Metazoa, Arthropoda, Insecta, Hymenoptera, Vespidae. The record is from RefSeq and is a predicted model, not a curated record. Gene Ontology annotation, molecular function: protein binding.
ACAUCGAAAUAGCAAAUCGUCAUGGACACACGUGUUUGAUGAUCGCUUGCUACAGAGGCCACAUUCAAAUAGCUGAAUUGCUAUUGGCGUGGAACGCGGACGUCAAUCGAAAAUCGGUCAGGGGUAAUACGGCUUUACAUGACUGUGCAGAAAGUGGAUCUUUGGAAAUCCUUAAAUUACUCAUCGAACACAAAGCUCAGAUGGACGUUGAUUCUUACGGAAUGACCCCACUCUUAGCUGCUGCUGUUACAGGCAACACCGAUAUCGUCGAAUAUCUAUUAGGAAUUCCAGAAUUGAUAACACGCAAAGAACGCAUUGAUGCAUUAGAACUUCUCGGUGCCACAUACGUCGACAAAAAAAGGGACAUGGUGGGUGCUUUGAGUUUUUGGAAACGUGCCAUGGACGAAAGAUAUAGAAGAAGGCACGUUAUACCAAAACCAAAGCCACAAAUGCCAGUACAGGCGUACGAUUGUGUGCAAGAGAUAUGCGAACCCGAAGAAUUGGAUGAAUUAUUAGCAGACCCGGAUGACAUGCGUAUGCAAGCAUUGGUGAUUAGGGAAAGAAUUUUAGGCCCUGCACAUCCAGACACGAGUUAUUAUAUUCGUUACAGAGGUGCAGUUUAUGCCGAUGCAGGAAGGUUCGAUCGUUGUAUACAACUAUGGAAUUAUGCAUUGGAUAUGCAACAGGGAAUGCUUGAACCAUUAAAUCCAACGACGCAAAGUUCUUUCUUUAGCUUUGCCGAACUUUUUAGCUUUAUGAUAGGCGAGGAAGGUAGACAAACUAGUAGAGGACGCAGAGUACCACCCGUUAACAGAACUGAAAUACUUAACAUUUUCUUAAAGGCUAUAGUAGAAGUUAGACAAGGCAAACAAUUAUUAGAUAAAGUUCCAUUAAGAGAACGUGACGUAUCGUCGUUAAAUCGAAUUUUAUUGAUCACGUUACAUUUAGCAUGUUUGAUGACACGCGACAUGCCCCAAGAAGGUACACACGAGUACGAGGCCAUACACAAAGCCAUUUACGAUUUGGUUCGAAUCAAUGCAAAGGGCAAAGAGGAUCGUGACGCAUUGCAACUGGUGCACAGUGAUGACGUAGCAUUGGUAGGAAGGUAUCCAAUUUGCAAAUUUCAUUCGCCGCAUUUGACGACAGCUUUGUUGAAAGUUGGGGCCGAUGUUAAUUCGAGAGAUAAGAAUGGAAAUACUGCGUUGCAUUGGGUUGCCAUGUCGUCACCUUGGCGUCCCGAACUUGCAAUUGCGCUUCUCGAUGCAGGUGCUCAUAUCGAUACCGUUAAUAAGGAUAAGAAAACCUUCAAGUGUUUGCUACGCAACAAGCAAAACUUUUAUUCUAUCAAUCCACUAAAAUACGUUACCUUGACGUGUUUGGCGGCCAAGGUAAUAAGAAGGUGGUGCAAGGAAGAACAACUCGACGAAAUUGUUCCCGAACAUUUAAGAUCAUUCGUUAAAAUGCAUUAGGUUUAUA